AUGGAGAUUCAUAACAUCUCAAAUGAUUAUGGGGCGUUGGGUGUUGAUUUGGCAACAUUAUUUCGAGCACUACCCGGUUGUCAAAAGGAGUUUAGCUUCUGGAAAGACAGAUGGAUUUUUGAAGAGCCGUUAAGUGCAAAGUUUCCUCGAUUGUUUGAAUUGGAAAGAAAUAAAAAUGCCUUGAUUAAUGAGAGAGUGGCUGAACCGUAUGGCUCUGUGAUUUUCUGCGCAGACUGGAUCAGAGCCCCUAGUAGCGCUGAAAAAUGCACUGAUCUUGCUGAACUCAAUAUGGCGGUACAUAAUUAUGCCUUCAAGGAUGGGGCGGACCGAUGGGGGUGGGCUUUGGAGGCUAGUGGCGAGUUUUCGGUUAGUAGCAUUCGAAACAAAACUGAAAGUUUGUAUUUUUCUAACCUGGGACUGGAGUUCGAAUGGAAUAAUUGGACUCCAAUUAAAGUUAAUUUUUUGAUUUGGAGAAUCAUCCAAGAUAAAGUCCCCACGAUAUCGGCCCUCGCAAGAAGAAAUGUGUAUGUUCCGAAUGACCGAUGCAAACUGUGUAAUGAAGAGGAGGAAUCAAUGCUGCAUUUGUUCGGCUCGUGUUGUGUCACGGACCAGAUCUGGGAGUUUGUAGCUGACUGGUGUAGGAUACGUCCCAUCUUCGUGUUAGAUCUUAAAGAUGUGGCUAGCAUUCACAAAAGGAACAGAGGUUCAAGCAAGUGGAAGAAGGUGGUCUACUUGGUUAUACAAACUACACUUUGGGUGAUCUGGAAACACCGAAACGAGGCAGUGUUUAAUGCGAAACAGAUUAACGUGACACGGAUCAUGGAGGAUAUCAGGCUUUAUGGGUUCCUGUGGCUGAAAAAUCGAGGGAAAGCGGUAGCGCUUACCUAG
This is a messenger RNA of Helianthus annuus (common sunflower), 888 nucleotides long. RefSeq lists its product as uncharacterized. The transcript is spliced from 2 exons. The record is from RefSeq and is a predicted model, not a curated record. The coding region runs from base 1 to 888 and encodes 295 amino acids. Lineage: Eukaryota; Viridiplantae; Streptophyta; Magnoliopsida; Asterales; Asteraceae.